UAGGGUUUCAAUUCUCUUGAAAAAAAAUGGGAGGAAAGUGUCCGCACAGAAGCGUAAAGAAGAGAAGAUACUCUCACAAACAAUAUCGGCGUACAAAGUUUCUUGUAAACGGUGACGACGUCGUUUACGAUGAGUUGAAAAAACCCGAAGAGCAAAGGAAAGAGUUGCCUCUUGAUGAAGAUUUACCUGGAAUGGGUCAAUACUACUGUAUUCACUGCGAUCGAUAUUUUGCAAAUGUGACGGUGAGGGACGAGCAUUUCAAGACCAAGAAGCACAGGAAGCGUGUGAAAAUAAUGAUGGGCCCUAAACCGCACACCCAACUUGAUGCUGACUUGGCUGCUGGAAUGGGCAUGCCAGACAAUGGUCCAAAGCUAAUGUCAAUGAGUUGAGCUUCCCUUGUCCGGUUUGUGUCUCAUUUUGCACCGGUAGAGUUCCAUUGCACUUUGAAAAUUUAGCUGCGGAGCCAUCUCUCUGUCUCUCUCAGUAUAGCAAGUUUAGAGAUACUUAGAUUCGGCGUUUUAUGUUUGGCCAAGAUUCACUGAGAUGAUGCUAGUUAGUGGCCUAUGUUUUGUUUCUGUUGUAUGGAACUACAGACUGCUUAAAGAACCAUUUAAUUUCUAUGUCGAAGGAUAUAUUCAAUUUGGAUUGUGAUAGCUAAAUGCUGAAAGAACAGUUAUUCA
Messenger RNA from Lycium barbarum (goji berry), 680 nucleotides. RefSeq lists its product as uncharacterized. Bases 27 to 389 code for a protein of 120 amino acids. NCBI's taxonomy places the organism in Eukaryota, Viridiplantae, Streptophyta, Magnoliopsida, Solanales, Solanaceae. The transcript has 3 exons. The record is from RefSeq and is a predicted model, not a curated record. Gene Ontology annotation, molecular function: nucleic acid binding; zinc ion binding.